UAUAGAGAGAGAAUGUCAUCAAGGACACCACCUCCACCUCCUAUCGUGGUAGCAUCCACAGAGUACACUGCGGCAAAGAGGAAGAGUGUUUUGUCAAAGAGGUUCAGGGUGCAGACAGAGAGUGAUAGACAAGUUUUGAGACAGUGUCAGAUUGCUACACAUAUAGAUCAGCUGGAGAAUGACAAUGAGAUCGCUCAAGACCUAGACGAUGACGAUGACUACGUCGACGACGACGAUGAUAUGGUCUACUCUACUCCAAAGAACAAGAGAAAGAUAAAUAGGGAUCGCGAACGCAAGAAGCAUGAGACAAAGAUCAUGUCAUUCCCUCUGGUCCUUGAGAAAUCUUACCUGGACACACACCCUUCACACGUGCCAACAUAUCUGUCGGUACAAUCUGCUCCAUCGAUCUAUCCUCCACGACACUUUUGUUCGAUAUGUGGAGGCAUUGGAAACUACUCGUGCAAGCAGUGCACCAUGCGAUACUGCAGUCCUGGAUGUUAUGUCGUCCAUAACGAGAAUAGAUGUAGGCGAGCUGCCACUGCUAACUAC
Molecule: messenger RNA, 549 nt
Organism: Acytostelium subglobosum LB1
Lineage: Eukaryota; Evosea; Eumycetozoa; Acytosteliales; Acytosteliaceae
Exons: 2
Biological process (GO): chromatin remodeling
Cellular component (GO): Swr1 complex
Molecular function (GO): nucleosome binding
Source: RefSeq, a predicted model, not a curated record